AAGCCAAAAUCUAAAAUCAGAUAAAAAAAAUCACAAAACGAUUCUGUGGGUCACAAAACGACGAACUCUUGGGCUCCGAUAGGCUUCUGCAGUCGUGGAUUUCCAAUCAAAGAAAGGCAAAUAAAGCGAAGAAACAAAAAAAGGAGGACAGACGUGAAAUCGUGAAGCGACUUUCCGGUCAUUCAAAUCAUGGAUCAACUCAAGAACGACGCUGCUGCUUUUGUUCAAUCCAUUCAAUCUUCAAAUCCUUCCAUCAUCGAGUUUCGUCAACCUCCUAUCGACCCUCGCGUUCCCUCCACGACCCGUACGCAACCCAAAUCCAGCCAAAGGGUUGAAGGGGAAGCAAAGGAUUUCCUUGCGGCGAGAAAGCUUCAAAAGGCUGACCGUGAGAAAUUGAGAAGAGACCGCCUUAAUGAACAUUUUCUUGAGUUGGGAAAUGCACUUGAUCCUGAUAGGCCCAAGAAUGACAAAGCAACCAUUCUUACUGAUACACUUCAAUUGCUGAAGGAUUUGACGUCUCAGGUCACCAAGUUGAAAGCAGAGUACGCUAUGCUAACUGAAGAAUCACGUGAGCUGACACAAGAGAAGAAUGAUCUCAAAGAAGAGAAGGCAUCUCUUAAAUCUGAUAUCGAUAAUCUUAAUAUUCAGUAUCAGCAGAGAGUCAGGACUUUGUUCCCAUGGGGCACUGUAGAUCACUCAGUUGUCAUGGCCCCUCCUUCUUAUCCAUUUCCAGUACCUAUGGCAAUGCCUCCUCCAGGAGCUAUUACUAUGCAUCCAUCCAUGCAGCCCUUUUCUUUCUUUGGGAGUCAAAAUCCUGGGGUCAUUCAUAAUCCCUGCUCAACUUUUGUUCCAUAUAUGACUCCUAAUACCAUGGAUGAACAGCAGUCAAUGCAGCAUGUUGCUCCACUUGCACAACCGGGCAGUCAGUCCCAUGCUUCAGGUAAACAAGAUUCAAAAAACAAGUCCUCAGGGGAGAGCAAGGUUGAAAAAACUGUGGAUUCGAAUGACGUUGCUACUGACCUUGAGUUGAAAACACCUGGUUCUACAGCAGAUCAGGAUUUAUCAUUGGGGCAAAGAAAGUUGAAGAAAUCUUUAAGGAAGGAAAACAGUAAUACAGAAGGUAGUUAUUCAAGUAGGUGUUCUUCAUCUCAUAGUGCACAAGAUAGCUCGUCCACUAGUAUAGUUGGUGGCAGAAAAGCUGAUGACCUAGAUGGGGGAAAGGACUGAUAAGCACCUGAGCCAGGUUGUUUCCAACUCCUGAACACCAUCUUUUCCUUUUAUUCUAUGCCCAUGCCCUAGUAGUUCCUAGUUUUUCCUCCGCUUUAGAAUCUAAUUAGUUGCCUACAAAUUGAAUCACUUCACUUAUAUCACGAUGGUGUUAAAGGCUGGGGUUUUUUUCCUGCAUCUCUCUUCCUUGAGAUUUAAAGGAUGGUGGUGAUGAUCUUCUAUGCCCUCUAUUUCUGGGUGAGAAGAUGUUCCAAUAGAUGUAAUGAGUAAUGUAGGAAGUUAUGGUUGUAAAGAAGAAAAGAUUACUAGGUUGAUCUGUAUGUAAUUCUUUUAUGUAAAGUUUAUACUUUUUACAUUCUAAUUGUGUCUCAAGUAGUUCAGAAAGACAAAAAAAUUCUCUCAAA
This is a messenger RNA of Theobroma umbraticum, 1631 nucleotides long. It is a transcript of the gene BHLH121, whose product is annotated as basic helix-loop-helix (bHLH) DNA-binding superfamily protein. NCBI's taxonomy places the organism in Eukaryota, Viridiplantae, Streptophyta, Magnoliopsida, Malvales, Malvaceae. The record is from RefSeq and is a predicted model, not a curated record. Gene Ontology annotation, molecular function: protein dimerization activity; DNA-binding transcription factor activity. Gene Ontology annotation, biological process: intracellular iron ion homeostasis.